Molecule: messenger RNA, 1581 nt
Organism: Betta splendens (Siamese fighting fish)
Lineage: Eukaryota; Metazoa; Chordata; Actinopteri; Anabantiformes; Osphronemidae
Gene: dcakd
Product: dephospho-CoA kinase domain containing
Exons: 5
Coding region: 120-809 (229 amino acids)
Biological process (GO): coenzyme A biosynthetic process
Molecular function (GO): ATP binding; dephospho-CoA kinase activity
Source: RefSeq, a predicted model, not a curated record
CUGAGCCACACUCGUGCUAACUAGCUCGUUAGCAGUUCGGGCUCUUUGCUGCAUUAACUCCGCUGGUGACUGUUUGGAUUUGCUCUGCAUAUUCAUAUAAGGAGUCUGACAUUGUCAAGAUGUUUCUCGUGGGGCUGACUGGAGGCAUCGCCUCGGGGAAAAGCACGGUGUCUUCAAUGCUGCGAGAGCUCGGCUGCCCUAUUAUUGAUGCCGAUGUUGUGGCGAGGAAAGCUGUGGAGCCGCACACGCCCGCCUAUUCGCGCAUCGUCUACCACUUCGGGCCAGAGAUCCUUCUGGAGAACGGCGAGAUUGACAGGCAGAAGCUCGGGCAGCUCGUCUUCAGCGACGAGGAAAAGAGAAAGCUGCUCAACUCCAUCACCCACCCGGAGAUCCAUAAAGCAAUGCUCAAAGAGAUCCUCCUCUACUUUCUGAGAGGUUACCGCUAUGUGGUGCUGGAUGUGCCGCUCCUCUUUGAAACGAGACGUCUCACCCAGUUUCUGAACCACACAGUAGUGGUUUACUGUGACCCUGCCACUCAGCUCUCGCGCCUGAUGCAGAGGGAUGGCCUGACCCAGGAGCAGGCGGAGCAGCGCGUGGCUGCGCAGAUGCCGCUAAAUGAGAAGCGCGGCUUGGCCAACCACGUCAUCGAGAACUCCGGCGGCCGGGAGGACACCCAUCGGCAGGUGCUGCGGCUCCACACGAGGCUGGAGGAUUCCAUGGACUUCCUCCUGGUGCGGGUCAUCGCCGUCGCUGCCACUGCGGGCCUGAGCGGGAUCCUGCUGUACGCAGCCAAGAUACUGUUGUCCUAACACAGGAGGCAUGGGGAGCCAAAUGCUCUCAAGCUAAAAAUGGUGAAAGAUGAGGAUGAGAAUAGAAGCAGGUUGGUGGCACUGAUGCAAUUUACUGUGAGAUUAGUUUCACAGCACCCGACGACAGCCUAGGGCGCUCGAUGUGCUCUGUUGGCACUUAACAUGAACUUACACUAUUGACAUUACUUGCACUGACACAUCUUUAGUGGGAAGGGUUUCCUUGUGCAAUUUCUGUUGGUUCUUCCCAGAAACCUUUUAAUGAAAGAUGCUGCACAGGUUUGUUGCUAUACAACAGUCGGUCAAAGUCCAGAGGCUUGGUUUUUAAUGAGUUAAAUAAUCAAAAGUGAUGAAGAGAUUGUUUCACCUCUACACCUUAUGAACUAGAUUGUGGAUGUAGAAUAUAAAACACUCAACUGUAGAGAAUCUAGAUUAACAAGCGACACUUCCUGCAGUUUUAAUUUGUUGGACACAAACCCUAACUUCACUUAUGGAGUGUGUCACAAUAUGUUUUUAAUUUGAAUGAAUUUUAGUAUUAAAAUCAUGAAGCGAUCUGCUGCUGGGAUGCGUUACAGACCUGUAUAAUGAGUAUUAGUGACGGUGGAUCUGACAAUCUAUUAGCAGACUGUAUUUUCUUACACUUGAAGCUGUCCACUGUAAAUAUGAAUGCCGUGAGGUUGCGUUUACUCACCUUUAACUAAACACAUUUGUAAACGUAGCUGCUAUGGUUUAAUAGAAUGAUCCAACACUACUGUUUUAAAGCAGUGGCCCGAUG